AUGGCUGGCGUAGGAGCCGCUUCCAAUCCUCCUUGUUUGAAAAAGUCUCACAUGAACCCGUUUCUUCCUCUCCCCUCGUCCAGGGAGAUGGUGGGGUGGGAAUAUUCGCUGCACAUGGCACAGGAGCCUCAUUUGUUCGUGCUGCGGAAGCAGAAAAGGGACGGUUCAGAUCGCACCACGCCCGUGGCUGCAUACUACAUCCUGGAUGGGUCCAUCUACCAGGCCCCUUCACUGCAUGCCGUUAUUGGUUCUCGGAUCUGCCGUGCCCUGCAUCAUCUCCGGGCAGCCUUUUCUAUGACCCAGGCGGCUCUCGACAAUCCCGAAGCUGCCCGGUCAAAAGAAGCAGAGCGGUCAGAGUCGGAAGGGGCGUCAGUUGAAGCCCCCGACACGCCAGCAGCAUCAGAGGCAAAGCCAACCGCAGCAGACAUAUCGCCUUGCCGGCGCUGCCACAGCCAGUAG
Molecule: messenger RNA, 459 nt
Organism: Closterium sp. Naga37s-1
Lineage: Eukaryota; Viridiplantae; Streptophyta; Zygnematophyceae; Desmidiales; Closteriaceae
Source: the annotation of a GenBank genome assembly